Dermacentor silvarum is the source of this 630-nucleotide messenger RNA. RefSeq names its product radical S-adenosyl methionine domain-containing protein 1, mitochondrial-like. Gene Ontology annotation, cellular component: cytoplasm. Gene Ontology annotation, molecular function: 4 iron, 4 sulfur cluster binding; catalytic activity. Gene Ontology annotation, biological process: porphyrin-containing compound biosynthetic process. The transcript is spliced from 5 exons. NCBI's taxonomy places the organism in Eukaryota, Metazoa, Arthropoda, Arachnida, Ixodida, Ixodidae. The record is from RefSeq and is a predicted model, not a curated record. The annotation marks the transcript as partial.
GUGACUCCAAUGCUGCUUUGUUUGACAUCAAGUGCGAUUUGUUUGAUCGUCUUGAUUAGAUCGAAGUUUUUAAACCAUUACCUUGCGAUUUUGCGUGAAACUCGGGGAGCGUAGCUGCAACAGUACGUUCCGCAGUGCUUGCGUGCAACCGGCACAUUUUGACAUGCCCGUGUAGUCUCAUUCGUAUACGUCGCUAUGUUUCGAAGCGCCCUGUUAGGUAGCCGAUGUCGCCUUUUAAGAAUUCCAAGUCGCGUACGGCGCAUUCAUUCCCACUCCAGCUCGUUGUAUGUCCAUUGGCCGUACUGCGAAAAACGCUGCACCUACUGCAACUUCAACAAGUACAUCAGCCGGAACGUUGACCACGAUGUGAUGACCGAGUGCCUCGUUCGGGAGUUGACGACAGUCGUCCGUAGUAGCAGCAUUUCUACGGUCACGACGGUGUUCUUCGGUGGAGGCACUCCGAGUCUGAUGCGGCCUCGGGACGUGGAACGCGUCUUGCAAGCUGUCACCCGGCUCACGGCGGCACCGGUUGCAGAGGUUACGUUGGAGUGCAACCCGAGCCCUGCUGCGAAAGACAACCUCAGUGACUUAAAAGACGCAGGGGUCACACGACUGUCUAUUGGCAUGCAG